Molecule: messenger RNA, 2927 nt
Organism: Myxocyprinus asiaticus (Chinese sucker)
Lineage: Eukaryota; Metazoa; Chordata; Actinopteri; Cypriniformes; Catostomidae
Product: tricarboxylate transport protein A, mitochondrial-like
Exons: 8
Coding region: 106-1224 (372 amino acids)
Biological process (GO): mitochondrial citrate transmembrane transport
Source: RefSeq, a predicted model, not a curated record
GUCUGCCUGUGAUUGUGUUGGGCAGACGCAUCGUCAUACUAUACUGGGCAAAAAGGACGCAUGUUCAUUUAUAUGAUUUAUUUACAGGUAAAAUAUCAUUAGAGUAUGUCGUCGUUGUACAAACCGUUUUCUGUUUCGGAGAGGCCGUGUAAAGAUGCGGUUUUGAAACAAGGAUGCACACCGCAACAGCAUCCCGCGCCGUUGACCCGGAUUCUCUCCGCACCAUGUUAUGGUCCUGGCGGCGGCUCGACGCGCACUUUUACCCCAAUUCCCAACAUUUAUUCCGGUCAAAGAAAUUUAGCGGCCGCCGCCAUCGGAGGGAGAAAAAUCACCCAUCCGUGGAAAGCUAUCCUUGCAGGUGGUAUUGCAGGAGGUAUUGAGAUCUGCAUCACAUUCCCUACGGAGUAUGUGAAGACCCAGCUACAGCUAGAUGAAAGAGCAAACCCUCCUCGGUACAGAGGCAUAGGAGACUGUGUGAAGCUGACGGUGCAAGAUCAUGGGUUGAGAGGUCUGUACAGAGGGCUUAGCUCGCUGCUCUAUGGAUCCAUCCCGAAAUCGGCAGUACGGUUUGGAAUGUUCGAGGUCCUUAGUAACCCCAUGAGAGAUGCCACGGGUCGGCUUGACAAUAAAGGAAGUUUGUUGUGUGGACUCGGAGCGGGAAUAGCUGAGGCAGUGUUGGUGGUUUGUCCGAUGGAGACAGUGAAGGUGAAGUUCAUUCAUGACCAGUGCUCUCUGAGGCCACGCUACAGAGGGUUCUUUCAUGGUGUGCGAGAAAUUAUCAGAGAUCAAGGUUUUCGAGGGACAUAUCAAGGACUGACUGCUACACUUUUGAAACAGGGUAGCAACCAGGCAAUACGCUUUUAUGUAAUGAAUUUGUUGCGCAACUGGUACAAAGGUGAUGAUCCUGCUUGUGAGAUGCAUCCAUUAGUUACAGCAUUGUUUGGUGCCACAGCCGGAGCGGCGAGUGUUUUUGGGAACACACCGCUUGAUGUGGUGAAGACCAGAAUGCAGGGUUUGGAGGCUUAUCGCUACAAGAGCACAAUGGACUGCGCUUUCCAGAUUCUGAAGAAUGAGGGCCCUCAAGCGUAUGUUUGUACUCCAUCAUUUGUUUCAACAGCCAUACAUUUUGUUUUCUUUUGCCUAAAUCUUUUCUAUUGUUUGUUUUGCAUUACAGGUUCUACAAAGGCACAGUCCCACGACUGGGCCGAGUGUGUCUGGACGUAGCCAUUGUCUUUGUUCUCUACGAGGAGGUUGUGAAGCUACUGAACAACAUCUGGAGAACAGACUGAAGAUGGACUUGGCCAUAAGUCUGCACAGAACUGAUUUAGAAUGAGACAGAGUGGACUAUCCAAACACAGUUGGCCUCGUCAAUCAAGUUAAAAGACCCUGACAUCAACUGUGACCUCAGGCCCAGAGGAGUGGAUUAAACUAGCCAUCUGUGUCAGUAUAGAUCAGCGGGAGAUGUUGAAGACAGGCCCUUGAGUCAUAAGAAAAGAAACUCUAGCUUAUAUUACACACAAAAUUGAUUAAUACAAGGAUGAAUAGUGUAUCAUUAAUUUGCACUCUUCACUUCUGUAAAGUCAUGCAAGUGUCUUCUCAUCGCCAUGCUUUUAUAUAAAUUGUCGGGAGACAAUCCACUUAUGUGGCAUGAAAAAUAUAGUAGCGCAAACAAGUUUAGGGUACACAAAUUGGUAACACAUUACAGUAAAGGUGUAAGUUAACAUUAGUUAACGCAAUAGGUUAACAUGAACUUACAAUGAACAAUACUGAUCGCGUUUACAUGCACAUUCUUACGCCGAUUAUGCUUAAUAAGCCGACUUGCGUGGUAAUGUAAACACAUUAAACAGCUGUCCUUUAUUGGUGCACGGUCAUAAAGGGCGCAAGAAUAAAUCGAUCGACAGGUAGAUUUUUGCCCAUUACCCUGAUUUUGCAUUGCAUUUAAACAUCUUUACCGGUGUAGUGUUGAAUUUUGACUCUAGUGUCCUAAUGUUAAGGGUUAGGUGUAGGGAUGGGCUUUAAGGAUAGGGACCAAUGAGGUUAGGGGUGGGGCUUUAGGGAUGAGGGCCAAUCAGGAAGCAGGGAGUCAGAAUAUGGCGGCGAGUCAGAUUUCUGCACAUGCCUCUUCGCUGUUUGACGUAAAAAGCAGAGAAUAACUUGAUUCGUUCAAAUCUCAUGCAUGCAUUUUUUUUUUUUUUGGCUUUUAAAAAAAUCAGGCUGAUGGUUACAGCAUUUAUUAAUAUUGUUGAUUUCAACAUCUGGUAACACUUUUUUACAGUGUCUGUGCUACACAUAUUACUAUUAAUAAUUACUAUAGCAAUAACGAUACCAAUAUGUAAAUAUAGAAGUAAAUACAUAGUAAAUACAUGUAGUUCAUUAGUAUUCCUCAGUAAAAACCUAUUUACAUAGAACAUUAAAUGCCAGUGCAUUAUAAACUAAAAACAAACAAUAGGAUAUUUAUAAAUAAACUUUAAGAUUAAUAAAUGUUGUAACAACAUUUGUUAAUUGUUAGUUCAUGAUACCUAAUGCAUUAACUAAUGGUAAUAGAACCUUAUUGUGAAGUGUUACCAAAAUAUCGAUGUAAUCCACACUUUUCUUCAUUCCAGUUUACAUUUACAGUUAGUGCUUGAGUAACACUAAAAGAAGCACUGAAAAUGGUUUAAAUGUAUUUUGUGGCUUUGUAAAAAUUCAAAUAGGUCUUAAUGUUUUCAUGCAGCUCAAAACUGGUUGAAGCCCAGACAUUUGUGUUGAAAAGAACUUGCAUGCUUGAAUGAUAUUGUCUGGUAUUGUGACAGAAAGCCAGGCCAUUCAAGCCUUCCAGAGCCAACUAUCUAUGCGAUUAUCAAGUCACUGAAACAUGCCAAAGCGGGAACAGCUGAACCAUUGCUCCUUUUUGCUAUAUGUAAUUUUCAGUGUUUUUUUAUUUUUUU